Messenger RNA from Colius striatus (speckled mousebird), 2352 nucleotides. RefSeq names its product diacylglycerol kinase iota (gene DGKI). NCBI's taxonomy places the organism in Eukaryota, Metazoa, Chordata, Aves, Coliiformes, Coliidae. Gene Ontology annotation, molecular function: ATP-dependent diacylglycerol kinase activity; protein binding. Gene Ontology annotation, cellular component: nucleus. Gene Ontology annotation, biological process: regulation of synaptic transmission, glutamatergic; intracellular signal transduction; lipid phosphorylation. The transcript is spliced from 27 exons. The coding region runs from base 16 to 2352 and encodes 778 amino acids. The record is from RefSeq and is a predicted model, not a curated record.
AAAGUCACCUGUUUCAUGCUACAUCACAUUGAGGAGCCAUGUUCCUUGGGGGCUCAUGCUGCUGUCAUUGUGCCUCCCACCUGGAUCAUUAAGGUGAAGAAACCUCAGAACUCAUUAAAGACUUCAACACGACGAAAGAAGAGAACGUCUUUUAAAAGAAAAGCCAGCAAAAGAGGCAAUGAAGAAAACAAAGGUCGGCCAUUUGUGAUAAAGCCUAUCUCUUCUCCACUCAUGAAGCCGCUGCUGGUUUUUGUCAAUCCAAAAAGUGGAGGGAAUCAGGGCACGAAGGUUCUCCAAAUGUUUAUGUGGUAUUUGAAUCCACGCCAAGUCUUUGAUCUCUCUCAGGAAGGGCCAAGAGAUGCACUGGAACUGUACAGAAAAGUGCCAAACCUGCGGAUCCUGGCCUGCGGUGGGGAUGGGACGGUGGGCUGGAUCCUCUCCAUCCUUGAUGAGCUGCAACUCAGCCCCCCACCUCCUGUGGCUGUCCUUCCGCUUGGCACUGGGAAUGACCUUGCCCGCACCCUCAACUGGGGUGGGGGUUACACAGAUGAGCCAGUGUCCAAGAUCCUGUGCCAUGUAGAAGAUGGGACCAUUGUCCAGCUGGACCGCUGGAAUCUCCAGGUUGAACGCAACCCUGAUUUGCCACAGGAUGAACUGGAGGACGGGGCACGUAAGCUCCCUCUCAAUGUCUUCAAUAAUUACUUCAGCCUUGGAUUCGAUGCACAUGUUACGCUGGAGUUCCAUGAAUCUAGAGAAGCAAAUCCAGAGAAAUUCAACAGCCGAUUUAGAAAUAAAAUGUUUUAUGCAGGGGCAGCCUUUACAGACUUCCUGCAAAGAAGCUCCAGAGAUUUAUCCAAGCAUGUUAAAGUUGUGUGUGAUGGUACUGACCUGACUCCAAAGAUCCAGGAGCUGAAGUUCCAGUGUAUAGUGUUUUUAAACAUACCCAGGUAUUGUGCUGGCACAAUGCCAUGGGGAAACCCUGGAGAUCACAGAGACUUUGAGCCCCAGCGUCAUGAUGAUGGUUAUAUUGAAGUCAUUGGGUUCACCAUGGCCUCACUGGCUGCUCUCCAGGUGGGUGGUCAUGGAGAGAGAUUGCAUCAGUGCCGUGAGGUGACACUUUUAACGUAUAAGUCUAUCCCCAUGCAAGUGGAUGGUGAACCAUGUCGAUUGGCUCCAUCGCUCAUUCGAAUCUCCUUAAGAAAUCAAGCCAACAUGGUGCAGAAGAGCAAGAGGAGAACAUCUAUGCCUUUGCUGAAUGAUAUCCAUAAAGUGCAGUCUGCUGACCUGAGGAGAGUCUCAGCUCCCCCUGAUUCCUUCACUGUUCCUCAUUCCAUCCCAGACCGCCUGCGGAUCAGAGUGAACAGGAUUAAUUUACAAGAAUAUGAGGGGCUACAUUAUGACAAGGAAAAGCUCCGGGAAGCUUCCAUUCCCCUGGGAAUUAUAGUUGUACGAGGAGAUUGUGACUUGGAGACUUGUCGUAUGUACAUUGACCGUCUACAAGAGGACCUACAGUCAGUAACUUCUACUACACAGAGAGUUCACUACCAGGACCAAGAAAGCUCCUUCCCCAGAGUACUUUCUGUUCAAAGGCUAUCUCCUAGAUGGUGCUUCCUAGAUGCAACUUCUGCUGAUCGUUUUUACCGCAUUGACAGAUCUCAGGAACAUUUGCACUUUGUGACAGAAAUUUCACAGGAUGAGAUUUUUAUACUGGACCCAGAGAUGGUAAUGUCACAGCAGGUGGGGACACCACCAGGAAUGCCUGAUCUGGUAGUGGAGCAGGCCUCUGGAAUAUCAGAUCGAUGGAACCCUGCGGUUCGAAAGAGGAUGCUGAGCGACAGUGGUCUUGGCAAGAUCUCCCCACACUACGAGGUACCUGACAAACAAAAGGACGCCAGCCAGACACAUACGCUGCAGUCACCGGCCUCUUCAGAAGAUCAAGCACUUUUACAGGCAGUCAUAGCUGGUGAUCUACUGAAGUUUAUAGAAUGCUGUAAAAAGGGAGCCAACUUAUUAAUCCAAGGACCUGAUCACUGCUCCUUGUUACACCACGCUGCCAAGAGUGGGCAUGGCGAGAUUGUGAAAUACAUCCUGGAGCAUGGUCCACCUGAAUUACUGGACAUGACAGACAGUGAAACGGGUGAGACAGCAUUGCACAAGGCAGCCUGCCAGCGCCACCGUGCUGUCUGCCAGCUCCUGGUGGAUGCGGGAGCCUCUCUGAGGAAGAUGGACUCCAAGGGUAAGACCCCUCGUGACAGGGCUCAGCAAGCUGGUGACCCAGAUCUGGCCUCUUACCUGGAGAGUCGACAGAACUACCAAAUGGUUUCCCAUGAGGAUCUGGAGACAGCAGUCUGA